GAUAACAACAUCAACGGCAACCAUGACAACAUCACCAGGAAAUAUAACAACAGCUCAGAAAAGCUGUCGAUACAACUGUGGCUAUCACCUUGGUGACUGUUCCUGCUCCAGCUCCUGUGAAUACUAUGGAAACUGUUGCUAUGACUACUACAGUAUGUGCAACAGAACAACAAUAGCACCAACGCAACCCACAUCAGAAGAAUACAUAUCGUGUCGUUACCAGUGUGGCAGGGAGUUUUCAUUGUGCUCCUGUUCCAGCUCCUGUGAAUACCGUCACAACUGCUGCCACGACUACUACUCAUAUUGUAGGCAAUCAACAACCCCGUACUGGUCAACCACUAGCUCCGCAAACACCUGCGGAAAGACACUGUACGGCUCCGGCAUCUUCACCAGCCCAAACCAUCCCAACUACUACGACAGCAACACUUACUGUAGCACGGUCCUCAGGACAUCACACGACCAACAGAUCUUCCUGGAGUUCACAUUCCUGGAAAUAGAAAACUGCUGCAGCUGUGACUACAUCGAGGUUUACGAUGGACCAUCUACAAAUUCACGAUACCUGGGGAAAGUUUGCAACAACAGCCUGUCGACCUUCUCCUCUUCUUCCAACUACAUGACAGUGCUUUUCAGGACUGAUGGUUCAGUGGUGGGCCGAGGGUUCACAGCACAGUUUUCUAGUUCUGUGUCACCACGGUCAGGCCGAGUAAACUGCUCCUCCUAUGGCAUGGAGAUUGUGAUUGAGAGAUCCUACCUCAACUCCAUUGGCUAUAAUGCCUCCAGUCUGUACCUGGACGACAACACCUGCAGACCCCACAUUACCAGUCGCCAAGUGAUCUUCCGCUACUCCCUCAACUCUUGUGGAAACGUUCGCAAGUUUCACAACGGUAAAGCUAUGUACUCCAACAAUGUCCGUGCCUACAACUCCUCCAUCUCGGGAGAGGUCACACGCCUGUCCCACUUCAAGCUGAACGUGGCCUGUCUGAUGGAGCAGGAGUCGUUGUCUCAGAUCAUGUAUGUCGUGAAGAGCGACUACAACAGCAGCCUGAUCGGCUCCGGCAGGUUCAACACCACCAUGCGUUUCUACGACUCCAACAACUUCUACUACCCGGUGACUGAGUUUCCAUACAUGGUGUCUCUUAACCAAUACUUAAAUACUGAAGUCAGACUGGAUAGGGCCGAGUCAGACUUUGUUCUCUUCCUCGACACCUGUGUGGCCUCUCCAUCACCAGAUGAUUUCAGUUACAGACCUUACUACCUGGUCCGCAAUGGGUGUAAUAUGGACAGCACCUUUCAGGUCUGGAGCACCAGCAGUUACUAUGUACGAUUCAGAUUUAAGGCCUUCCAGUUCUUGCGGGCCUCAGAAUCCGUGUACCUCCAGUGCAAGGUGGUGAUUUGCUACACCAACGACAGCAACUCCCGCUGCAGAAAGGGCUGCAUGAGACGUAAGAAGAGGAGUCUGAGUCCAGGCGACAAAAGCCACACUGUGGUCCUGGGUCCAAUCAAGCUCAAAGAAACCGAGGAAAAGGAGGAAAAGGAGGUAAAGGAUCAACCACAGGAAACAGUUUGAUCCACUUUGUUCAUCACUGGAAUCAGUGAAUUCAACUCUCACAAUCAUCAUCUAAUCAUCAUAACCUGACAUGAUCACCUGAUUACAAUCUCUUUAACUAAUUAAAAGCAUCUUUAAAAGA
This is a messenger RNA of Cynoglossus semilaevis (tongue sole), 1688 nucleotides long. Its product is annotated as deleted in malignant brain tumors 1 protein-like. NCBI's taxonomy places the organism in Eukaryota, Metazoa, Chordata, Actinopteri, Pleuronectiformes, Cynoglossidae. The transcript has 12 exons. Bases 23 to 1567 code for a protein of 514 amino acids. The record is from RefSeq and is a predicted model, not a curated record.